GACAUUUUAUUUCAUAAAGAAAAAAGUGCCGGCGAAUUUGAUUCACGGCGAGUGUAGCCAAAGCGGUGAAGUGGUGUCACCACGCUGGCUCUGCUUCACUGCUACCUGGGAAUUGUCGUCCCCUUUUCAACACAAACAAAAUACUCUCUAACUUCCAUUUUUUGCUUCACAUUCCUAAGCUAACAGGCACCCUUUUCAUAGCUUGACCAGGGAUUCAUGUUAUCAUGGAUGUGAAAACAAAGAGGAGAGGUGUUAUUGAGAAUGGUAAUGGAGGGGAGGACAAGGUUAUGGCGAAUUUGAUUGCAAAUGGAGAUGAUGUUGGUCCCCUUGUGAGGCUCUCUUUCGAAAUGGGGCGGCCUGAGGGGCUUCUUCACCAACUGACAUAUGUGGUUAAGCAAAAGGAAGCAGAAAUUGAGGAGAUGUGCAAGACCCACUACGAUGAAUUCAUCCUUGCAGUUGAUGAGCUUCGUGGUGUGUUAGUUGAUGCCGAGAAGCUGAAGAGUGAGCUCCAAAGUGACAAUUUUAAGUUGCAGCAGGUUGGCAGCACCCUUCUUGCCAAGCUUGAAGGGCUUCUUGAGUUGUAUUCUAUUAGGAAAAAUAUCACUGAAGCUAUAGAAGUGACGAAGAGCUGUAUACAGGUGCUGGAGCUUUGUGUAAAGUGUAACAGCCAUAUUUCAGAAGGUCAGUUUUAUUCUGCAUUGAAAACUUUGGAUUUAAUUGAGAAAAGUUGCACACAGAAUAUUCCUGCAAAAAUUUUCAAAGAGGUCAUAGAGAAGAGAAUUCCUGUUAUAAAGUUGCACAUUGAGAAGACAAUUUGUAUCCAAGUUAAUGAGUGGAUGGUUGAUAUAAGGAGUUCUGCUAAAAAUAUUGGGGAAACAGCAAUUGGUCUAGCUGUGACAGUUCGUCAAAAGGACCAGGAAAUGCUAGAACAACAGAGGAAGGUUGAGGAGCAAAGUAUUUCAGGACUAGGGGAUCUAGGUUAUUCUUUAGAUGCUGAAGAAGUUGAAGAAGAUUCAGUUUUACAGUUUGAUCUUACACCACUUUAUCGCGCUUAUCAUAUUCAUGAUUGCCUGGGUAUCCUAAACAAGUUUCGUGAAUAUUACUAUACCAAUAGGUUGUUACAAUUGAAUUCAGACCUUGAGAUAACUUCAGCACAGCCUUUUGUUGAAUCAUUCCAGACAUAUUUUGCUCAAAUUGCUGGAUUCUUUAUAGUGGAGGAUAGAGUCCUUAGAACGACUGGGGGCCUCCUUGAAGCUGAUCAGGCUGAAACAAUGUGGCAGACUGCUGUGGCUAAAGUGACUUCACUGUUGGAGGAGCAGUUUUCUUGUAUGGAAUCUGCCCCCCAUCUUCUCCUGGUGAAGGAUUAUGUCACUCUGUUUGGAUCUACUCUUAGACAUUAUGGAUAUGAAAUAAGCACAUUUCUUGAUGUUCUUGAUAGUAGUUGUGACAAAUACCACAUGCUUCUUUUGGAAGAAUGCCGGCUACAAACUGUGGAUGUCUUUGGUAAUGAUCCAUAUGACCAAAUGGAGAUAAAAAAGGAAACUGACUAUGAGAAUAUUGUGCUGUCAUUUAAUCUUCAAACAUCUGAUAUCAUGCCAGAAUUUCCAUACAUUGCACCUUUCUCCUCCAUGGUACCUGAUACUUGUCGCAUUGUGAGAUCAUUCAUCAAAGGCUCUGUCGAUUACUUAUCUUAUGGCAUACAAGUGAAUUUCUUUUAAGUUGUGAAAAAGUAUUUAGACAAGUUCCUGAUUGAUGUACUAAAUGUAACAUUACUUGAGAAAAUCAACAGUGGCAAUAUCACUGUACCUCAACUCAUGCAGAUUGCUGCAAACAUAACUGUUCUUGAAAGAGCUUGUGAUUUUUUCCUUCGACAUGCUGCCCAACUGUGUGGCAUCCCAGUACGAUCAGUUGGAAGGCCUCAAGCUACUUUAACUGCAAAGGUGGUCUUGAAGACAUCCAGGGAGGCAGCUUUCAUUGCCCUACAGAGUCUGGUGAACACAAAGAUAAGCGAGUUUAUGAAUCUUUCUGAUAGUGUUAAUUGGACUCCCGAGGAGACAAAUGAGAAUGGAAAUGACUACAUACAUGAAGUGAUCAUUUACCUUGACUCUUUCAUGUCCCCAGCACAACAAAUUCUACCCUUGGAUUCUGUGUACAGAGUUGGGAGUGGUGCUUUUGAGCACAUCUCAAAUUCAAUAGUGGCAGCUUUCUCUAGUGAUAGUGUUAAAAGAUUUAAUGUAAAUGCAGUUAUAAAUAUUGAAUAUGAUCUUCAGAUCAUAGAAAAUUUUGCAGAGGAGAGGUUCUAUUCUGCUGGUUUGGGAGAAAUGUACAAUGAAGUUAGUUUUAAGAACUGCUUGGUAGAAGCACGUCAAUUAGUCAAUCUUUUGCUAAGUAGUCAACCAGAGAACUUCCUGAAUCCUGAUAUAUGGGAGAAAAACUAUUAUGCACUUGAAAUUAAGAAGGUGGCUGCCAUCCUUGAUAAGUUCAAGGAUUCUCCAGAUGGAAUCUUUGGAAGCCUUGCUAAUAAAAAUGCAAAGCAAAGUGCUAUGAAGAAAUCAAUGGACGUUCUCAAAAAGCGACUUAAGGAUUUCAGUUAAUAAGAUUUGAAAACAUUCAUGAGGAAGUGGGGUAUAGUUGAAGUAUUUUUCUCGUUUCUUGUGGAUGUUUUAACUUCAUAAUGAACAUGUUUUCUAUAUUGUUCUGAUUUGUUUGUGCAUCAUUUGAAUUAAUUUGUCAUGAAACGUUGUUUAUCAAAUGUUUAUUACUGCUUGGAUGAA
Molecule: messenger RNA, 2774 nt
Organism: Vigna umbellata (rice bean)
Lineage: Eukaryota; Viridiplantae; Streptophyta; Magnoliopsida; Fabales; Fabaceae
Product: exocyst complex component SEC15A
Biological process (GO): intracellular protein transport; exocytosis; Golgi to plasma membrane transport
Cellular component (GO): exocyst; membrane
Source: RefSeq, a predicted model, not a curated record